UCGUGCCUUUGUUUGCAGACCGAAGCGUUGAGAUUCCCGAAUGGAGCGGGACGCUGUACCGGAACCGAUCACUGAGAAUACAAGAAGCUCCCAUGACAUUGAAGAUGUUCGCUCCUACAAGCGCGGACAGCCAGCGCCGCCUAUUCGACCUCGAUAAUAACACCGGCCAGUUCAGGGCGAGAUACUCCGGUCUAUACCACAUAUAUGCACAUGCCCAGUUUCGAACAGGGCGGAACAAAGGCAUUGUGCUCCUGCACAGAAGCCCCAGCGGCUUCGAGUUACUGGGAACUCUUACCUGUCCACCGCACGACCAAGCUCUGCACAGUCAGUUCAUCCAGCAGCCUUGUGUGCUGGCCGGUACUAUGACACUCAAGGCGGACGACACCGUGGAGGUUCAGCUGCUCGACUCCCAGACGACCCUCGGGGUAAAGAACACGGAACUAUACAUGGGCGCCGUGCUCAUACGGCCUGAAACGGGCUCCGUGAACGGGUUGCACCUGCAGGCUUUCUCUACAUGACGUCUGUGUGGCCUUGUAUAUAUGCGAAGCAUUGUUGAGUAUGUAGUGGAAUGAAAAACAAUAAAAUCUUGGGACCUCAUAAAUUAGAUUAAUUAAAUUGUGCUCUCAGUAUGUCAUAUAAAUCAAAGAGAUGUAUAUUCACGGAAAAGACAAAGUUUUAAGAAAACACUGUUGUGGAUAAGCGUAUUAAAAAGAAUACGGCUACUAAAAUUGGCCAUACCUAGGCUCGUAUGUAUGACGUAGUGAAUAUAACAGUAAAUGAAUUAACUUUUUGGGUAACUCUUGUUGAUGUUACUGCAUGUAUA
Messenger RNA from Dreissena polymorpha, 823 nucleotides. RefSeq lists its product as uncharacterized. The coding region runs from base 93 to 518 and encodes 141 amino acids. The record is from RefSeq and is a predicted model, not a curated record. The transcript has 4 exons. Gene Ontology annotation, molecular function: protein binding. Lineage: Eukaryota; Metazoa; Mollusca; Bivalvia; Myida; Dreissenidae.